Messenger RNA from Nyctereutes procyonoides (raccoon dog), 282 nucleotides. RefSeq names its product beta-defensin 121-like. Gene Ontology annotation, biological process: innate immune response. NCBI's taxonomy places the organism in Eukaryota, Metazoa, Chordata, Mammalia, Carnivora, Canidae. The transcript is spliced from 3 exons. The coding region runs from base 1 to 282 and encodes 93 amino acids. Gene Ontology annotation, cellular component: extracellular region. The record is from RefSeq and is a predicted model, not a curated record.
AUGAAGUUUUUCCUCUUUCUUGUCAUCCUUCUGGCUGUGGAACCAGUGAUAUCAGAAGAGUGUUGGAUGAAUGGAAAAUGCCGGUUGGUGUGCAAAAGUGAUGAAGAUAAUGUCGUACGCUGCGAAAAUCGUAAAAGGUGCUGUGUCCCUAGUCGCUACUUAACGGUCCAGCCAAUGACGGUUGAAAGAAUAGAACCCGGGACCGUUCCUCACACACACAAACCUGUGAAACGUGAGGAAAAUGAGCCCCAAGGAGGCACCAUCACCUACAUUCAUAAAUAG